AUGAGUCUCUCGCCACUUCCGCCGUCUAACUCGAUCCCUCCAUCCCCAUCUGCCAGUGCCCGAAAACGUUCUAUUCAUGAGGUCGACGAUCUUGCUGUACCUGAACUUGGCCCAAAGCGGCCCUUAACCGACAAAGAAAACCAGGAAAACCACGAUCCCUGCAUUGUCGAAUCACCCGUGAAGGGAUCGACGUCCCCCAAACAACCCUCCGGCUCACAGUAUCCGACACCUGUUGUUGAGAUCCCCACCAGGAGGUCCCCGUCGAAGAGCACGGGCUCUGCGAAUCCUACUACUUGUUUGACUGUUGAAUGUACAACUGCACAAUCGAAUUCCACACAAUCGUCAACCACCGCUAUGCCCACUCCCACAUCUAAAAAGCGGAAGCUUUCACCGGCUAGCCAACAAGCUAAACAAGAAGAGAAGGAUACCAAGGAGCGCCAGCGCCUCGAGGAAAGGCAACGAAAAGAGGACGAGAAGCGCGCCAAGGCGGAGGAGAAAAAGAAGCGCGAUGCCGAACGUGAUGAGGAAAAGCGUUUGAAGGAGGAAGAGAAGAAGGAAGAAAAGAAGAAACGCGACGCCAAGCACGAAGAAGAGAAGAAGCAGCGAGAGGAGAAGAAAAGGGCCAAGGACGAGGAGAAAGCUGCCAAGGAUGCUGCCAAAGACGAGGAGAAGCGGAAGAAGGAAGAAGAGAAAUCGAAAAAGGAGAGAUCUCAAAUGAGAUUAAACAACUUCUUUGUAAAGCCACAGUUGCCCCCUUCAGCAUCCUCUACAGUUCCACCAUCUCCAAGCAAAACGGCCCCUAAUGGUGAUGCCGCCGCCGAGAACCCUCAAACGUCCGAAUCCGACUAUAAGAAAGCCUUCCCCGACUUCUUUCUCCAAUCCCACACGAUAGUCGCACCUCCCCAUCGAUUCGAUCGUGAUUCUGACGCUUUGAAACAUGUCCGUGAUACAAUUGAUGCUGGUUUGAACUCUGUGAAUGGCACAAACCAGCAGUUCCCGUUCCUGCCAUCUGAGAUUUUCCACAUGAUACCAUACCGUCGACGCUGUGGGCGCCAAACUAGCUCCGUCAGAGAUAUUUUGCAACAGAUACAGACUUCAGAGAGUGGAUCUCUACCACUUUCUGAGAACCAACAACAGAAACACCAGGCUCAGCUACGCAGGAUCACGAUGAAAUCGCUCAAAUUUGGCGAGGAUAUCCGUCCCUCUUACCAAGGAACCUAUACUCGUACCGUGCCGCAAACAACAACAUUAAAACUGUCACGCAACCCAUACUACCGCGGUCUCCCAGACACUAAUUACGACUAUGAUUCCGAAGCGGAGUGGGAAGAACCCGAAGAAGGCGAAGACCUUGAUUCUGAAGAAGAAGACGAGGGCAGUGACGAGGGUGAGGAUGAUAUGGAUGGCUUUUUGGAUGAUGAAGAUGAUGCUCUCGUCGGAGGCAAACGGCGUCUCAUUGUUGGCGAUCUGGAACCAGUUAACAGCGGCAUCCGGUGGGCAACAGACGGCGGUGUGGAUGACCUCAAACAAUACCAGAUCGAAACGAUCUCAGAUGCCGUCAAAUUUCCCAUUGACCCGUUCUCCACGGCGUAUUGGCAGAAGCCCCGUGCUGCCGAGCAGGUCUCGGCAAAGAAUAAGGCCACAAAUAAACAAGCUAAGAGCGCGAAUACCCAACUUAUCUUCAAAGUUCCCAACUCGGACAAGGCGUGUGCUGCUGGUGCACUGCCACCGCCGCCAGCAACCAAAGCGAAGCGGCCGUUCCCUCCUGAGCACUUGGAAGAGUUCAAGCAGGUCAUCGAAGGCAGUGAUCUUAGUAAGAUUGGUGUGGUCGAGAUCCUCAAGAAGCGAUUCCCCAAGGUCUCCAAAGACACAUUGAAAGUAACUUUGGACCAAGUUGCAGUCCGCGUUGGCCAGAAGGAGGCGGAUAAGAAGUGGGUUUGUCGGUGA
Penicillium waksmanii is the source of this 1944-nucleotide messenger RNA. Its product is annotated as putative chromatin assembly factor 1 subunit A. NCBI's taxonomy places the organism in Eukaryota, Fungi, Ascomycota, Eurotiomycetes, Eurotiales, Aspergillaceae. Gene Ontology annotation, biological process: nucleosome assembly. The transcript is spliced from 3 exons. Gene Ontology annotation, cellular component: CAF-1 complex; nucleus. The coding region runs from base 1 to 1944 and encodes 647 amino acids. The record is from RefSeq and is a predicted model, not a curated record.